AUGGCGGAGCGCGAGUCUAGCGUAGCUUCCUCGACCGACUUUUAUGAAACCGCGGCAAAGCCCGUGAUGACAGCGAACACCGCGCAGCGUCAUGUGGCUGCAGCGAAGCGCAAGGCAGAAGACGACUCUUCUGCGCACGACAAGAAGCGCAGGUUGGCUUCUCCUUUCUCUCCCGUCUCAAGUGCCUUGAGACCAUGCGCUGGGCUCCCACCAGCCGUGUGGCAGCAUGUCUUCCUUUUCUGUUCGCUCGCAGACCUGGGUCGGUUGAUGCAAGUCAACCGAUCGUUUCUUUCAUGUCUUACAGACGUGCAUAAUGUCCCUGUAUCCAAGCCAGACUCUGCAUGUCUGCGUCUCCUAAAGUCCGAGUCUGUAUGGGCCUCUGCCCGCAAUGCACUUUCUCCUAGACCGCCGAAGCCAUUUCCGGGCUUCACUGAGCUGCAGAUGUGGCAGCUGGCGUGGUCACCACGAUGCCAGUUUUGCGGCAAGUCUAAUUCGUUUUCACCUGGUGAGAAGAUCUGGCAGAAAGGGCCCGGCAGCAGCGGUGUCCGCACCAUCUGGCCCUUUGGCAUAAGAGAAACGAGCCUCCUCUUCUCCGCUGCAUCAGCACUCCGACCCGCGCUCCCAUUUGCACUCAUCACCAACGAGCACAACUACAUCCCCGCGCACAUUCUGCAGUCCGCGAACACACCUCCCGACGUCGAAAUUGGCAAAUACUACUACAAAAUACAUGUCGAGGAGAUUACCCAUGAGCUCAACCAUGCGCUGAGUCUCGGCACUGCGGCAGCCGAAGAAUGGUCCAAAGGACUCGAUGCCAAAGGCAGGGAGCGGAUGAAGGUUGCUGACAACUGGGAGAGAUGGGAGCCGGGGCAGAAUGGAAGCACGCAACCAUCGCACCAAAGAAACCUUCACGAUGCGAACGAAGCCAAGGCCAGCCGGAAGACAGACAUUGAGCGGCGGUGCCAGCAUAUGAGCCCUCCCAUUCCUCCAAACAUUUUGCGACACAUGGAUUCCUUCAAGGCAGCUAUACAGAUCUCGCAGCCAAUGAACGACUACGCCUGGAGUGUGCUGCAGCCUCGCUUACUGGCCCAACUUCCUGCUGCCCAACAGGCAGAGGCUAACCACGUGUCACACGCGGCUUCGCUUUCCACAAAACCUGCAGAGCGCCGCUUUACGGAUGCCAACUCCAAAGAAGCGAAGGAGGCCAUGGACCGGGAGUGGGAAGAAUCACAACGACCAAUCCGCGACAGGCUCAGCGCCAUAGCGGACGACUUCAUCCAUCAGGACUGGGACCAGGGCAAAGCUCUUACCUUUGACAACUGCCCAAAGUUUGCGGCCGACCUCCUUACACACACUUUGUUACGCCGCCAGCACACCACGAUCCCCACUGAUGAUGCAGCCGCCAAGCCUAAGCUUGUCUUAGAGAACAUGAAAUGGGUCUAUGAUAAUAAGAUCAAGCCACUGACUGAACAGUUUCGCAAGGAUCUUUUCUUCUGUAAUGGGCAGGACUGCGAAAGCAGCUACACCGGCCACUUUGGCGGUUACUCCCGUGCUGGAACGGCUACUCCACACAUGCCAACCCACAUGCCGCAGGCCAGCCCGGGUCCGUAUUAUGGAGGUAACUACAAUGGUCCAUUUCAUCCGCCGCAGACCCCUGGCGCCCCGAUCGCUGGAUACGACUACAGUCAACAAUUUGGCACUCCAGUGGAUCAUUAUGGAUUCGCAGCUAUGGGACCUCCGGGGUAUGUUAACCAAGUAGGAUCCAAUUCGUACAUGCCAUCGCCCGCUAUGGUCAAUCCUGGUAUAGCGCCACCGCCAGCUAUGCCCCCACCUGGACACGUCGUCCCAGAUCUCAACCCAAAUAACGCCGAAGAUGCUGGUCACAGCACUAGUCUGUUUGACAAGCAAGUAAGUACUGUCAUCGAAACCAGUCAGGACAUAUGGAAGGCUACAUCCGGAGUCAAGGACAUGCCAAACAGCCUCCGGAUCUACGUUUUGCUACAUCGUGUCAUUUCAAAGUUCCAUGUUGAGUUCAAUUAUGAACCGAACCUGAAUCACUUUAUCGAUGCUUUCUCCAAUCACGAGACCCCCAAAGGCCUUAAGCUUGCUCCUGGCCUUUCCUGUAAGGCAUGUCAGGUGGGAGCCACUCACCAACUGACCGGUGCCUACUAUGCCAAACCGGCAGAGAGAAAGACGUACACUGCACUGAAUUUGCUGUUGCAUUUCAGAACGCAGCACCUGACCCCCCUGCCCUACAACACAGGUUAUGGACAGCAGACCCACACUUCUGAUUGGAAAGAGGACAUGAUCGAACUUCCAGGUGAACGUUUCAUCUCGGGCCUCAUGCACGCACCCGGAAUGGAUGAUGAGAAGCUACUCAUGAUAGCAACUGUCUUUCCAAGCUUAUUUCCCAUGCCACUGCCGAAAAUCGGGCUAAUGGCCGCGUCCGUCAGAUGGCAAGGGACGAUGUGGAUGACGAUUACCAUCAUCGUUCACGAGAUUAUGUGGAUCAUGCUCCAAGCCCCAGGAUCGUGCAUACAGGCCCAGCCUAUGGGGAGUACACUGGACGCCGUACAGCUUUCCGAGAGUAUGAGCGACUGUAUGGUCCGCCUCCAGACGAAAUCAUCUACGCGCAACCGCGCGAAGGGAGCCAUGGUCGAGAAUAUGGCGCGUAUCCUCGACAAGCGCGAUACUAUGGAGAGGACGAUGCUCAACUAG
This is a messenger RNA of Parastagonospora nodorum SN15, 2715 nucleotides long. RefSeq lists its product as hypothetical. The record is from RefSeq and is a predicted model, not a curated record. The transcript has 6 exons. Lineage: Eukaryota; Fungi; Ascomycota; Dothideomycetes; Pleosporales; Phaeosphaeriaceae. The coding region runs from base 1 to 2715 and encodes 904 amino acids. Gene Ontology annotation, cellular component: Cul2-RING ubiquitin ligase complex. Gene Ontology annotation, molecular function: protein binding.